Cladophialophora psammophila CBS 110553 is the source of this 1434-nucleotide messenger RNA. Its product is annotated as cytochrome-b5 reductase. Gene Ontology annotation, molecular function: oxidoreductase activity; heme binding. The transcript is spliced from 2 exons. The record is from RefSeq and is a predicted model, not a curated record. Gene Ontology annotation, cellular component: endoplasmic reticulum. The coding region runs from base 1 to 1434 and encodes 477 amino acids. Lineage: Eukaryota; Fungi; Ascomycota; Eurotiomycetes; Chaetothyriales; Herpotrichiellaceae.
AUGGAUUUCCAAGCAGAUCGAAAUGGCGGUGAAGGCCUCCAGGAGUUCUCGGUCAAAGAUGUAGCCAAACACAACACUAAAGACGAUGUAUGGAUCACCAUUCACGGAAAAGUCUACGAUAUCACAAACUAUCUCGUCGAACACCCUGGAGGUAUCCAGUCCCUCAUAGAAGUCGCCGGCCAAGAUGCGACGGAAGCAUAUGAGGAUGUGGGCCAUUCCGAGGACGCGAAAGAAAUCAUGGCUCCUUUCCUGCGCGGGACAACCAAAGGUGCCUCUAAAGUUGCCCAGAAGCCACAGAGGGCUGCGGCGCCUCAAAAGCAACCCACAGCGCAAAAGAAAGAGGGCGGUUCUAGUUCUCUCUUGAAACUGAAAUACCUCCCCGUGGCCGGCGGCCCUCUGGCGCUGGGAUUGGUCGCCACUCGAAAUCUGCCGCAAUGGAGUCUACGGAGCCUCAAUCUGGGAGUGGUGAAGGCUAUCAAGCUCAACAGACCAGACCUCUUGGGCCUUGGCGAUGGCGGGUUUGUGCAAGGAUUUGUGGUCGCUUUGACGCUGUCUCUCGCCGUAUUCGCAGGCGUUGCCGUCAAAGUCUCACAUGCAGCCAGCAUUGAAUCUGGGUUUCUGGGCUACCCAACGCAUAUCAAGGCCGUCGCGACACCUGCGCACCACCCCAAGGGAUUCCUGAGCCCUAAUACGUACCAAAGCCUCCCUUUGGUCCAGAAGGAAAUUCUGAGCGGCCUGAAUCUAGUGAGGUUGACAUUCGAACUCCCCUCGCCAAACAUGGUGUUGGGGUUGCCUAUUGGCAAGCACGUCGCCAUCAAAGCGAAAGUGGGAGACCAAGUUGUAACACGCUCAUACACGCCGACUUCCAAUGACCGUGAUCCUGGAGUGUUGGUGCUGGUCAUCAGGAUCUACGACGACGGCCUUCUUACGGGUGGCUAUCUUUCAACGCUCAAUGUGGGCGACGAAGUCGACUUCAGAGGACCAAAGGGUGCGAUGAAAUAUCGCAAAGGCUAUGCCAAGAAGAUCGGCAUGGUGGCUGGUGGUACUGGAAUCACUCCGAUGUAUCAGUUGAUCCGGGCCAUCUGUGAAGAUGACACAGACACAACCGAAGUCAGCCUUGUCUACGCAAAUCGCACCGAGGACGACAUUCUUCUCCGAAGUGACCUGGACCGAUGGGCAAGGGCCUAUCCGAAGAACCUCAAGGUCUGGUAUCUCCUGGACAACGCCCCUGUAGGUUGGAAGUUCGGUACCGGAUAUGUCACAAAAGAUAUACUCACGAACCGGAUGCCUGUGCCGUCAAACGACUCGUCGUCAAAGGUCUUGCUAUGUGGACCUCCAGGUCUCAUCAACGCGGCAAAGAAGAAUCUCGUGGAACUGGGUUGGAAGAAGCCGAGUGCUGUUAGUAAAAUGUCCGACGACAUUUUCUGUUUCUGA